Monopterus albus (swamp eel) is the source of this 2177-nucleotide messenger RNA. RefSeq names its product prion protein b (gene prnpb). Lineage: Eukaryota; Metazoa; Chordata; Actinopteri; Synbranchiformes; Synbranchidae. The coding region runs from base 121 to 1362 and encodes 413 amino acids. The record is from RefSeq and is a predicted model, not a curated record. The transcript is spliced from 2 exons. Gene Ontology annotation, biological process: protein homooligomerization. Gene Ontology annotation, cellular component: membrane.
GUAGACGAGCCCAGUCUAACGGUUGGAGCUCAUAACUGAGCUAGGAGGGACAGGACAACAAGGUUUACCAUCGAAUUACCAUCGAAGUACGCAGAUUAAAAAAGCAGUUUAAGGGCCACGAUGGGGAGGUUGUGUGAGAUGGCUCUUGUGUCCCUUCUUAUUAUGUCUCUCCUGAAUCCUGAAUCGACAUGGGCUAAAAAAAUAAGCACCAGCAGUGUAAGGAAGACCCCAUCUUCCAGCAGCAGGGGUGGGACACAGUCAAAACCAUCCAGCUCUAAGCCACAUAGUCCCAGUCAACACAAACCUUAUCCUUCUGGUGGAAGUUACCCUCAUCCAGGAACAGGCAACACUAAUCAAGGAGGAUAUCCCAGACAAAACCCAGCAAGUUACCCGGGAGCAGGCAAUAAACCCAACCAGAAUCCUGGCAGAGUCAAUCCUGGAGGUUAUCCCAACCAGAACCCUGCACCUGGAUACCCAGCCGCGGGAGGGUAUCCUAACCAAAAUCCAGGCAGAGCUGGUACCAACCAGGGAGGGUAUCCUAAUCAGUAUCCAGCUGCUGGCGGCUAUCCAGGUGCAGGUGGCUAUCCUAACCAAAAUCCAGGCACGGGAGGUUUCAGUCCAGGUGGUUACCCAGUCAGAGGGGGAAAUACAGGACAGGGUUGGGGUCAGCCUGGUGCAAAUCCAGGGAGUUACCCCGGUGGAGCAGUUGGUGGCUACCCUAACUGGAACCCAAAUAAUAAGAUUCUGAGUCCCCGCCUUGGAGGAGGAGGUGGUUAUGGCACCGGUGGGUCUCCUUUCUCCAAUUCUGUGCAGAGUAUGGGAUUCCAGCCCAAAUCUUCAGGUUUUGCCAAAAAAGCCAUGAUGGCAGCAGGUGUUGGUGCUUUGGCUGGAAUGGCUGUUGGAUAUGGACUAGGUCGCUUCCCUCGACCACAUUUUUCUUUCCGCACCCCCGAAGAAGAGUACUCCUACAACAACUACAUGUACCGCAAUUAUGGCUCCCGCUCCACAGAUCAAAAAGACUUUGGCCAUGAUUAUGUCAACAAGCUUCCGCCACGGGCAGAGACUUACGAGAGCUUCAUGAAUCGCUGCAUGAGUACCUCUGAUACUCCUAAAAGUGGAGGUAAUGAGGAGGAGGAUGACACUGUCAGCAUUGAGGAGAUUGGAUACCCAGCACUGAUUGACCAAGUGAAGUCCCGACGCUGUGUUGAAGAGUACAUAGCCUACUCUAAGAGCUUUCUUGAAGAACGAAAAGCUGAGCAACAUAUCCAGCCCACGGACUGCAGCAGCAUUCUGAGCUAUGGAGUGAUUCAACUUUUCACUUCCCUCUUUAUGCUACUGUCUAGCAUGUUCCUGCUCCAGUAAGAACAAUUAGCCUUCCUUUCCUUUGUUCCAAAUGGGUAUCUGCUUCCUUUAUUAUACUUGCACAUCCACUUGCUUUACUGCUAAUGUACAUUAUCUUGGUCACACAAAACCAUAGCUGUAUAUUUACAAGCUCUCUGACUCGUAUUCAGUCAAGCAUUUAGCAUCACUGCAGGAAACUAACAAAAGGUAUCAAUGUUGAUGUAUAUAGUAAGUAAAGGAGUACAUUUUAAGAGGUAGCCACCAGUUUAGUUAGGUUUGUGAAGUGCAAAGGACUAAUUUAUGCGUUUGUAUUUUCAAGGAUUCAUUUUGCACUUUUUACAUAUUAUUGAGCACUGAAUGCAGAGUAAACGGGUUCAGGGUGCUUUAGUUCAGUUGUGCUACUGUUUAGAAAAAGAAAUUUGACAUGAGAGAGUUUUAUAUAUAUAUAUAUGCAGAAACACCCAAAUAAUAUCAUUACCAUUGAUUCAUAAUUCCAUCUAUAGUGGACAGUUCGGCAGACUGAUUUUACAGUAUAUGACAUGCUUAAUCAAAGGUUUAAGUUCUCUUCCCACCAUGAAAUUUGGAUAUGUGUAAGGAGAGUUGAGCAAUGUUAGGUUGAAGACCAGUUGUUAAUAUGGUUCAGCAUUUAAAGAUAUCUAACUUUCACCAGUUUGUAAAUUGGGUUUUCAAAACAGAUUGUCAGCGCAAAGUGCAUAAGUUAUUAAUGAGAAAGGAGAAAUAAUAAAAGCCUUAAGUCCACAAUGAGGUUUCCCAGCAGCCAUCGGGAGGUUUAAUGUUUGGGCCUGCAUUGUUGUGCAACAGCCAAGACAAAGCAA